Molecule: messenger RNA, 834 nt
Organism: Olea europaea var. sylvestris
Lineage: Eukaryota; Viridiplantae; Streptophyta; Magnoliopsida; Lamiales; Oleaceae
Exons: 1
Coding region: 1-834 (277 amino acids)
Source: RefSeq, a predicted model, not a curated record
AUGGAGAUCAAGGAUAUGAAGGAACUGAAAUGGCCAGUCAGAAUGAGGUCCCCACCCGAAUCCAGGGACAUGAACAAGUACUGUGAGUUCCAUCGGGAUCACGGGCAUACCACGGAGAACUUUAAGGCCCUGCAACGGGAGAUUGAAGCCCUUAUUAAAAGAGGACUCCUGAGCUCCUACGUCGGUAACGACAAACGCCCGAGGAAUGAUCGUGGCAGGGAAAAAGACCCUGAGGCAAAAAGGGAUGGUCAACCUACUGCUGGAACCAUCAAUAUCAUCAUUGGAGGUAUUGCCUCGGGAGGAGACUCCAACAGUGGAAGAAAACAAUAUGCCCGACGAUAUGCUUUGGCCUCUGGUAUGCCUCAGGGAAAGCUGGAGGAUAUUACUUUUGGGAUCGGAGACUUAGAAGGCGUAUCACUUCCACAUGAUGACGCCUUGGUAAUCUCAGCGAUUGUGGCCAAUUUCGAAGUAAAGAGGAUCUUGGUUGACAACGGGAGUGCGGCCAAUAUACUUUCACAAGAAGCUUUUGCCAAAAUGGGAAUCUCAUCUCACCAGCUCAAAGCGGUUAAAACUCCUCUCCAGGGGUUUGGUGGAGGAGUCAUCACUCCAGAAGGCGUAGUUGAACUUCCACUAACUUUGGGUUCCGGCCAAAAACAGGUUACGGAGAUGACAUCUUUUCAAGUGGUACGUGUCUCAAUGGCCUAUAACGCAAUUCUGGGAAGACCACUCUUGAACAAGAUUAAAGCCAUUGUGUCCACCUUCCACCUAGCCAUGAAGUUUCCAACAAAUAAUGGCGUUGGGGUUGUCCGUGGAGACCAGACAGCUGCCAGAUAA